Messenger RNA from Hydra vulgaris (swiftwater hydra), 2445 nucleotides. RefSeq lists its product as uncharacterized. The record is from RefSeq and is a predicted model, not a curated record. Gene Ontology annotation, molecular function: protein binding. Lineage: Eukaryota; Metazoa; Cnidaria; Hydrozoa; Anthoathecata; Hydridae.
CUCAAUAACUUAAUUAGUAUACAUUUUUUAUCUUAAUGAAUUUUAAAAAGAUAUUUUUUUACCAAUAAAAAUUCCUUCAUUUAUCAGAUCUUAAUCGAUCCAAGCGUUUUCGAAAGCUUUGAAAUCACUUUUUUGUUUUUGCGACGCUAGGACCCAUCUUAUUAGAGACCUGUCGUAAUAAAGUGGUCUAUUAUUAUUAUUAUCUAGCGUCGUAAUCAAAAAUUCCGUAAUAAAUAAUACUCUCAAGUUGCUCAAGUAAAUAUAAUGGGUUUUAUCAAAACGAAACAACACAAUUAAAUACGCAUACAGAAAGACUAAUAAGAGUUAACGUAUUAGUAUAAAAUUGUAAACAAAAUUAGCAUAAAGUAAUAUAAUCGAAGUACAUAGUGCUAUUUUUAAUCUGGAUAGUCAUAAAUGAAAUCCUGAUUCAACAAUUACACUGAGGCAUGGCUGUACCUGCUGAUGAAUCAUUUGAAGACUUUUUUAAUUGUGAAACUCUUAGUGACCGCAUUCUUUAUAUAGUUGAAGUAGAGGAGUGUCCAAACUCUUACAGCAACCACAAAUCAAGUCAUAGUGAAUUAUUUAGAAAAGAAAAAAAAAAUCAAUUUUGUAGUGAAGAAAGUAUCAGCAGUGAACCAAAGCGUGCUAAAAUCUCUCCAACCAUUAAUAAUAUUGAAUAUGAAGAUGAUGAUACUGUUGAUAAAGAAAUAUUUGAGUUUACUGAUACACUAAGUGAGCAAGAAAAUCUUGAGGAGCAAGAUGCUCCAUUGAUUACAAUAAAACAAGAAGAAUGUACUGAGAUUGGAUCUGUAGUACUAACCAAUGCAGCAUCACCGUUUGUAGUUAAAAAUUUAGAGCUAAACAUAGAGCCUGAGUUUUCAGUUGAUGAUAUGAUCAAAUCUGUGAAUCAGUCUUCAGAGGUGACCUUACAGGUUUUACAUAAGACUAUGUCUGGAGAUAUGCCACUUGCAUCUGGUUUGCAAACACCAAAACAAGUUAAUUUAUUUGCUUCACGAAGUUCACCCUGUUAUGUUCACAGUUCAGUGAAAACUGAACUUAUACAUGAUUCUAAUACUGAAUGUUCAUUAAAACCAUCAAAAAUUGAACAACCAAAAUCAAAGCGUAUUAUCAAAGAAACAAAAGUUUAUGUACAUAGUGUCAUUUUAGCUGCUAAAAGUGAAUUUUUUAAAUUAUUGUUAUCUACUUCAGGAAUGAAAGAAACGAAAGAAAAAGAUGUUCGCAUUGAGGUAGAUAAAGAUGAAACGGAAAAUAUGAUGAUCUUGCUUCAUUGUUUUUAUAACAAAAAAACAUUAGAUGAGCACAAACUUGGUACAAUAUUUCGUGUGUGUUCUCUGGCAAUGAAGUACUGUUUUGACGGUCUUAUUGAUAAAUGCUUAGACAUUUAUAGACUUAGAGCUGAAUCAUCGAUAACCGAUGUUGAAGAUAUUAAUCAAAUUGCUUCAAUGGUGUCAAAAAUUCAAACUGAGCUUCAACAACAUAAAGAUAAAUGUUUAAAGGUCAUGAAAUCGUGUUGGCCGUUGCUCUUAAAAAGUUUUUAUCCUUUAGAUGAAUGCUUAGAAAAAACACCUUUAAAAUUUUUUCAACUACAUUUGCAAUCGAUGUAUUGGUUCUUAGAACCUAAUGUUCAAGCGAGGUUCAAUAACGACCACGGAAAUCUUUUUGUAUAUGCUAUGCAACGUUGGUUAAAAGCCCACGCUAGUUUUUUAAGUAAUGAAGUUUUUAAAAAUGAAAUAAUCCUAUUUGUUGAAAAGCUCUUAAACACUGUAAAACUUACUGAUCUUACCGGUGACUUUCUUACAAACGUAAUGACAUAUGAACUAUCUCCGUUCAACAUAUGGCCUGGGUACAAAAAUUGGUACAUAAAAGCGUUGCAAACAUUUGUUUACCGAUACCAUUCAAACGGAAGUACAAUAAAUGAAAAACCGUUUCCAAUUAUCAAGAGAGUUCGUAACUUGAAAUUUAUCCGACGUGAAAAUAAUACUACAGACAUAUUCGCAUUACGAACGCCUGUUAUUUUAAACGGGUUUGAAAUAGGUAUAUACUUCCGUCUGGGAGACGAUAGGAGAAUGUAUGUGAUAUGCAAGUGUAAAAACAUCAGUAUUAACCGUGCAGGUUUUGAUAAGUGUUCGCUAACCUUUAAUUUGCAAGGGACGCUUAAACUUCAUUCACAUGACAAUAUGUUUAUAGAAAAGUUUCCUUCCACUUGCAGCCAAUGGCUUCAUGAAUGGUUUACUUUUUCUUACAAACAGAGUUCAAUGUGUUUACAAAUGUAUGCAGUUUGUAAACUUAGUCCAGCGGUUUAUUGUCUUAGUAAACAAACUGGUUUUUUGUGUACAUUUCAAAUGCAACAAUUAAAGUAGGUUGAUACAAACAAGUAUUAUAUAUACUUAUGAUAAAUAAUGGAAGAAAUUUAAAUAAAUAGAA